Drosophila ananassae is the source of this 15009-nucleotide messenger RNA. Its product is annotated as hormone receptor 4-like. The transcript is spliced from 8 exons. NCBI's taxonomy places the organism in Eukaryota, Metazoa, Arthropoda, Insecta, Diptera, Drosophilidae. Gene Ontology annotation, molecular function: zinc ion binding; sequence-specific DNA binding; DNA-binding transcription factor activity. The record is from RefSeq and is a predicted model, not a curated record. Gene Ontology annotation, biological process: regulation of DNA-templated transcription.
AGAAAGAUAGAGUGAUAGAGAUAGAGCGAUAUUGCGCCUAUGAUGCAAGCCUUUUGAAAGAGAGCCAGAGAGUUAGCCAGAGAGCGGGAGAGAGAGCAAAGCCUGGGGAGAGAGAGCAAAGCUCGCCAUGUGCACUUGAUUUGCCAUGUUGUUGUUGAUGUUGUUGUUGUUAGAAGCCAUUCCGUCGUCGGCCAAGAGCAACACCAGCAACAUUAGCAGCUGCAACUGCAACUGCAACACUGGCAAUAUAUGCUGCAACCCAAAAAGAUCCUUUUUUUUAGGAGAUUUAAGAAAUAAAAAUAAAAAUAAUUUUUUUUUAAUAAAAACUUUUAUUUUCUUCUUAAUAUUCCAACCAAUCUUUCUUAGAUGAUCCUUUUAUUUAAAUUAAUAUAAAAUCCUCUAAAAACUCUCUGAACUUAAAUUUUAUAAAUUAAAAAAAAUGAUGUUUUUUUUAAACCUUGCCCUAAAAAAUACAAAAAAAAAUAAAAUAUUCAGGAAAAUCCACAACACCCGCGAUAUGUUGCCAAUUUUGUUCGUUUUCGUUUUCAAUUUCGAUAGCCCCCCCACUCCCCACUCUCCACUCUCCACUCCCCAAUUGCAACCUGCCACUGCCACCCUACCCCCUUUGCCAGAGCACCCCUCUGCUGUUGCACUUUUUGGUGUUUGGAAGCUUGGAAGCUCUCGAAUUCUCUAUGAUAUGCUCCGGGUUCUCAAAUUCUCUGACCAAACUGAGACUAUUCUCCCAGUUCUCUGGCUUUUUUUUUCUGCUUUUCUGCUGUUUUUCUGCUAUUUCUGUUGUCUGUUUUCUGUUUCUGUUUGACAAUUUCGCUACGCGGCUGUUUUGGUGGCUGCCAGUUGCACAUUUCCGUUAUAUCCGCCAGAAGCCACAAGCACCAGCCAGCGCACACACGGCGUAUGAGUAAUAUUUUUAUUUGGAGCCAAUUCGUAAAAAAAAGACAUCCAAUAACAAAAAAAAAAAAAUAAUAAAAAUUCGCAAUAAUCAAAAUCAAAAGUCAAAGCCAAGCUUGAAAAAAAAAAAAAUUCGAUGAAAAAAAAAUAGCGAAAAAAUAAAUAAAUAAAAAAUAGUGUAAUAGUGCGCUGUCGUUUGUGGAACAGAAGAGGGGGAGGGUGGAGUGUAGGGCAGAGAGCAAGUGCAGCGCGCUGGCGACAGCCUCUGCCAACGGCAACUGCGACGCUGGCAGCGGUGCGGGCUUUGUUUUGGCUUCAGUUUUGGCCCAGCAGCUUCGAUUCGUGGUUCGUGCCACGCUAAAGAAAAAUCUAACCAAAAACAACAACAACAAAAACAUAACAAAAAUUAUUUUAAAAAAUUAAAAAAAAAAACUCGUAAAACCAAAAAAAUAUGAGUUGAAAAAUAUUUUUUUUUUUAAUGUGAGUUCUGGAACUUGAAAGUGCUGACCCCAAAAAAUAUGCUGUGCAAGUGAGAUAAAAAAAAAAUCCAGACAAAAAUAAGAGUGAGAGAGUGCCGCCCCCCUAAGAAAGGAGAAAGAAAGUCAGAGAAAGAGAAAGAGAGUCAAAAAGGAGUCCCCAAAGACGUCAGGCCAAAAAAAUAAAAUGCCUGGCCCGGCUUUGUGGUCCGGUAAGUGAUCAACAACAACAACAAAAUCAAAAAUAAUAAAUAAAUUUAAGCUUGAGAGAGCGCCAAGAGAGAGAGAGUGUGAGAGAAACUCUCCCGCGAUCAUUAUGGCUCCCAAUCCCCAGUGUCCCUCUCCCACCCGCUCUUUUGAAAAUGCAACUGCAAGUUGCACAUUUCCGCAUGCCAUCUCGUUUUCUCAAAUAUCAAGCAAGCACAAAUCCAUGAAUCAAGAACCCCAGAAGCAAAAACAAAAAAACUUUCACUUUACGGGGGAGAUGCAAGAAAGAGAAAGAGUAAGAGAGCCAUUAAGGGGUAUGGGCCGUAUGGGCCAGAAAGAGUUGGCCGAGCCGAAUGGCCGAGCGAUAGAGAUGGCGUGUAUUGGGGGCUGCCCAGAAAAUUAAGUUUUCUUUCUUAAGAUCACUAAGAAAGUGAUAGUUUUUAUUAGUUUUAAAAAUAAUAAGUAAAAAAAAUAUAAAUUUUAAGAGGUUUUUAUUUAAGAAACUAAAAAAUAAGCAAGGAAGUUUAAGUUUUAAACUUAAAAAUUCACUAAAAACUGUCUAAAAAAAAUUCUUAAAUUUAAUUUUUAUUUUAGUUUAAAAAUUAAAUCAAUUUUAGACAAAAAAUAAAAAAUUUGCAAAAAUCUAGGGGAGUCGAACCUUUAACUUUUCAUACAAAAUUGAAAGCUUGAAAUGGAUCUUUUUUUACAUUUUUUUUUGAAUUUUUUUUGCAUUUUUUUUGCAUUUUUUUUGUAGUUGUUGUUGUAUGACCAAAGGCUUCCUGGCAUUGCAACUUGCAGCAGCAACCCCAACAACAACAACAAAUGUGUUAAGACCUGAUUGCAAUUGUUGUUGCUCAUUAUAAAGUCGUAAGCCAUUUACGUUAUGCCAUUACGUUUGUCGCUGUCUAUGUAUUGGCACUGUGUGUGUGUGUGUGUGUCUCAGUGAGAUUGUUGUUGUAUUUGUGAGCAAAAUGUCAGUGAGCAAUAAGGAAAUGAAAUGUGCGCCAAACAAUUAUUGGAGUUGUUGCUUUUCUGCUUUUUUUUUUUUUUUGCUUUUGAGCUGAAAUCGAAAGUGCUUUUCAGACAAUGGUCAACGAACGUAUGAAAAGGGCAUUAGAGAAAGAGAUUUUCUGCGACUUUUUUUUUUGUUUUUUUUUAUUGUAUGUAUGUGGGUGCAAUGCUUAAAAAAAAUUAAAUAAAUAGUAAAUAUAUAUAAAAAAAACAAAUAAAUAAAUAAAAAAUCAGUAAGGCAUUUCGCAAUUCAUGACAUUGCUUCUGGAACUUGUAUGCUCCACUUGCUUUUGCUUUUUUCUUUUUUUUUUUACACUUUUGAUUUGAUUUUUAUUUUAUUUUAUUUUUAUUAUUUUUUUUUUUUUAUGUUGCGCAAUGGUUUGCUUGUCACUUUUGUCCAUUGUUCAGUUGCUUUUGCUUUAUUUUUGCUCUAGUUCAAAUUAACUUUUACCUUUAUUCGUUUUUUUUUAAAUUUAAUUUUUUUUUAUAUAUUUUUUUUAUCAAAACUGAUCGUAGAACUUUCCAUUAACAAAGAGAGGGGGGGCUAGAGAAAGAGAUGGGGAGAUGGGGUAAUGGGGAGAGCAGGAAGCAACAAUCUAUGCUGCAACUGUCGCUGCUGCUGCAUCUAAUGCUGCUUUUCUCUCUCCUCUCUCCUGCCCUCCUCUCUCUCUCUCUCUUUGUGACUCUCUCCAAAAGCUUUUUCUCACCUUCUCGCCCCCCAAUGUGGCCGUCUCUUCCUCUUCUCAAAGUGCAAUGGCAGCUUGUGGCACAGUUUUCCACAAUACAACUAUAGAAAAAAAAAUGGAGGAAGGAGGCGCCUCAAAAAUGGGAGUUUUGCUUUUUUUUUUCUCUCUCUCUCCCUUCCUCGCUCCCUUAGCUUUUGCACUUUGGCACUCCACUCCACCACCCCCCUCCCCUUAGCCCGUGUCACCUUGCCACAACCCUUUCGUUAGCCGGUCAACGUCCACACCACCACACUUGCAACAUGCCACACACACACACACACACACAGGCAUUCUAAUUUAAAUGCAAUGUUUAGUUUAUAGAGCGAGCGAGCGAGAAGGAGAUAGCUGUGAAGUUUAGAAUUUUGUUGCAUGUGGCAGUUGCAGUUGCAAUUGCAACGAUGAACUCCCCAAAAUAGUGUGACGGUGGGAGGGUAGUACCCCAUCCCCCCUCCCCCCAUUAGAAAGGGACAGAGAGUGAGAGAGCUAUUGCUGUCGUCGUCGACGUCGCUGCUGGCGUAAAAAGCAUAACUAUGACGUCGUGUGUUGUUUUUGUUGUUGUGUUUGUCUAGCUUUUAAGUUUUUUUUUUUUUUUUUUCGUCUAUUGGUUUUCAUUUUCGUUUGCUGCCAGCGACGACGUCGACGCUGACGCUGACGUUUCUAAUGCCCGAUCGCCGGCAGAGCGGGAGAGAGAGCGUCCGAGUUAGGCAGACAGACAGUUUGGGGAGAGAGUGGGCAGUGAGUGAGUGAGUGUAUGAGUGAGAGGGGGCGGACGCCUGCGCUGCUGGCCUGGUGGCUGGCGGUAGCAGCGACGCCAGCAUCGACCGAGGCGGCAGUGGCAGUGGCAGCGGCAGCAGAAGGCAGCGACAGCAUUUUGUGGCUGCUGCUUUCUUUCGCUCGCUUACUCCUUUCAUUUCACUUUAUUUCGUUCGCAUGUACGCACGUUUACCGCGGAGCAGCAAAAGCCCCCCAAAAAAAAAAAAACACUCACUCACUCACAACAACAGCAACAACAACAAGAAAGCCAAAGCCCCCCAAAAAAAAUAAUAACAACAACUGAAGCAGCAACAUCUCUCUGAUGUCUCAUGUUGCUGUUGUUAACAAACAUAAAAAAAAAUACAUUUGAACAAAAAAAAAAAACAAACGCGGAAGAGUCUUGGGGGUUUUGGAGCCAAACUCGAAACUCGAACUUAGUUGCGAUAUGCGAUUUGGCGGCAACGGUUUGGCAUCUCGAAGCGGUUAAAAAAUAAAUACCAAAAACGGUUAUCGGUUAAAUGAAAUAAUCCAAAAUGAAACAAUGAUUAUUAUUUUUUAUUUGUGGUGUUUUGUAAACAGUUUCUGCCCUUGGAUAACAAUUCAAGAAUAAGUUUGGAAAUCAAGUUUGAAAAUCAAAAAUCCAAAAAAAAAAUAAAUAAUAAAUAAAUCAAGGCAUUUAAGCCAAGUGUUGUGCUUUUAAUUUUUUUCAUUCCAAUUGGCAAUGGACGCAGACUUCUUCUUAAAAAAAAAAUGUUUUAAAAAAUUAAAACUAGAAAAAAAAUAUAGAGGAUAUACAUAUAUUUUUUAAAAGUGUUUUAAAAAAGCAAUCAAGAAGAAGUUGAACUAAAAAUUGUUGUUGAAAAAGUGUUCUUAAAAAAAAACGAAAACAAAAAUUAAAAAAUAAAAAAAUAUAUAUAAAAAAAAGUUGCUUUAAUUUUGAAAUGGAAAAUGUGGACUAGUAGCUCAGGUUGUGCGGCCAAAAUGGCACAACAUUUGUUUUUUUGUGUGUAUCUGCCCACCUAGAAAGGCUUAGAAAAGACCACGCCCCCAAAUGAAUGCCACCAACCAGCCCCUGAUCCUCGAGCCCAAGGCCACAGAUGCGGCAACAACACCAGCAGCAGUAGCAGCAGCAGCAACAGUGGAAGUAGCAACAGCAGCAACAGCAGCAACAUCAAUAGAUGUUGCAGAUGCAACAUCAGAAGCAGCAGCAACAUCGGUGGAUAACAACUGCCUGUGCGAGAGAUCUUCAGGAGUUAGUGGAGGAGGUACUGGAGGAUUACAAAAUGGUCACAAUGGGCAACACAACAACAAUAACAACAACAACAACAACAAUCAUGGCAGUGGCAACAACAACAACAAUAGUCACUCGAAUGAUGAUGAACGAAAUGAUGAUGAUCGGAAAGAUCGGGAGCAGGAUCAGGAGGAGGAGGAGGAGGAUGAUGAUAAGGAGAGAGCGGAGAGUGAGCCGCAGGAUGUCAAGGAUGUGCUGACAAUUAUUAAGACUCCUUUAAAUAAAACACUCUUGAAGAAGUGCAACACCAAUGGCAGCUUGUUGAUGCCACACAGCAACAACAAUAAUAAUAUACGAAACAACAACAAUAAUAAUAAUAAUAAUAAUAAUAUUAAUAAUAAUAUUAAUAAUAAUAAUGAUUUGGAUACCGGUUUGCAAAGCGGAAAUAGCAAUGAUCAUCAUCAUCAUAUAUACCAUCAUCAUCAUCAUCACUAUCAUCAUCAUAAUGCGGCAGGAAGAGAAGGAGUAGGCGGUGGAGGAGGAGGGGGAGAGGAUGCCACAUCCUCAUCCGCAUCCGCAUCCGCACCAAUGAUAAAAACUGAAGUCCAGGAGCAACAGGAUACCAAUGACAAUCAAACGACAGGAGCAACAGGACAUGCAACAUCUGCAACAUGCAAUCCCAGCAAGUGCAACAAGUGCAAUGCACACAACAAUAAUAGCAACAACAACAAUAAUAAUAAUAUUAAUACCAUAAGCAACAACAACAACAACAGUAAUACAAACAACAACAACAAUAUACAUUACAACAAUUAUAAUAAUUAUUAUAAGAAAAAGUCUCGUAUGCCGCCCAUUUGCCGAAUUAUGACACUGAGCCGUGGCCCGUACAGCGAGCUCGAUAAAAUGAGCCUUUUUCAAGACCUCAAACUCAAACGGCGGAAAAUCGAUUCGCGAUGCAGUAGCGACGGCGAGUCCAUCGCGGACACGUCCACCUCCUCCCCGGAUCUCCUUGCCCCCAUGUCGCCCAAACUCUGCGAUAGUGGCGGUGGCGGUUCAGUGGCAUCCGCAGCAGCAGCAGCGGCGGCAGCGGCGGCAGCAGCAUCUGGGGCAAGUAAUCUGCCACUGCCACUUCUACCAAUGGCAUUGACGCUGCCACUGCCACUGCCGCUGCCCCUGCAACCUGUUGCAGUUAGCCAGCCAUCGGCGGUGACCGUUUCCCUGGCAGCGGUUGUGGCCGCUGUGCCCGAGGGAGGAGCCGGAGCCGGAUCCAGAGCUGGAUCUGGACAAGUAGCUGGAACUGGGACAUCGGUGACGGCUUCAGGUGGUGGCGGUGGUGGUGGGGGGACAUGCAUCUCCACCACUUCACCCACAUCCUCGACAACGGCGGCAGCCGCCACCUCGUCCACCUCCUCCCUGUCCUCCACCUCCUCGUCGUCGUCGUCCUCGUCGUCGUCAUCCUCCUCCUCGUCCUCGUCAUCGCCCUCGGGAGCAGCUGCCGCCACAACAGGAGGUGGAGUAGCUGGCAGUGGGGGAGCCACAGUGGUGGCCACAUCCUGUCCAGCCAGCAGCAGCAGCAGCAGCAGCAACUCGAAGAGCCACAUCAGCAACAUCAAGCAAGAGCUAACGGAGAUCCAUUCCUCGAGCAGUGCGAUCUCGGCGGCAGCCGCCUCCUCAGUGAUGUCCCCGCCGCCCGUUGAACCUCCCGCGGAGUCGGGAUCCGGAUCAGGAUCCAGGGAGCAGGGAAUAGCAGCCGCAGGACCGAAGGACGAACACCAAAAUAAUGGCAAUGGCAGUGGUAGUGGCAGCAGCAGUCGUGCCUCGCCAGACUCCCUCCAGGAGAAGCCCUCGACAACAACAACAACAACAACGACUCCGGGACGUCUCAAUGCCACGCCCACCAACGGAGUGGUCAGCGGCGUGGGCGGAGUAGGAGGAGUGGGAGGCUCUGGUGAGACCGGAAUGAGUGUGAUACGAUCCGUGAAGGAGGAGCGACUGCUGAGCGUGUCCAGCAAGAUGCUGGCCUUCCAUCAGCAGCGGGAACAGGAGACCAAAGCAGCGGCAGCGGCAGCAGCAGCAGCAGCAGCGGCGGCAGCGGCAGCGGCGGGACAUGUAACGGUUCUAGUGACGCCCUCGAGAAUCAAAUCGGAGCCACCGCCCCCAGCCUCGCCCUCGUCGACGUCCACGAAUCCCCGGGAUCGGGAUCGGGAGCGGGAGCGUGAGAGGGAAAGAGAAAGGGAAAGGGACCGAGAAAGAGAUAGAGAACGGGACAGAGAAAGAGAGAGGGAGAGGGAGAGGGAGCGAGAAAGGGAGCGGGAGAGGGAGCAAAGUAUUAGCUCAUCCAUGCGUCUGAGUGGAAGUCCUGCGUCACCACAUCUGGGUGCCACCAUCGUCCAGACCCAUCACCUCCACCAGCAACUCACCCAGCCCCUGACCCUCCGGAAGAGCAGUCCGCCCACGGAGCACCUGCUCAGUCAGUCCAUGCAACACCUGACGCAGCAGCAGCAACUGCACUUGCACCACCUCCUCGGCCAGCAGCAGCAGCAGCAGCAGCAACAGCAACAGCAGCAGCAGCAGCAACACUCGCCACAUGCUCUGGUGCGAGUGAAGAAGGAACCGAAUGCGGUCCAGAGGCAUCUAUCGCCACAUCACCACCAGCAACAGCAACCACAACAGACCACACACCUGCAGCAGCAGCAGCAACAGCAACAGCAACAGCAGCAGCAUCCGCAGCAUCAUCUGCAGCAGCAACAGCAACAGCACCACCACCAGCAACAACAACACCAUGCCCAGCAGCAGCAACAGCAACAGCAGCAGCAGCAGCAACACCACCAGCAGCAACAACAGCAGCAGCCGCAGGCUCUGGCCUUGAUGCAUCCGGCAUCGCUGGCCUUGAGGAACAGCAACCGGGACGCGGCCAUCUUCUUGCGGGUGAAGAGCGAGGUGCACCAACAGGUGGCCGUCGGGCUGCCGCAUCUGAUGCAGUCGGCCGGUGGGGCAGCAGCAGCAGCAGCCGCCGCAGUGGCGGCCCAGAGGAUGGUCUGCUUCACAAAUGCCCGGAUCAAUGGCGUGAAGCCGGAAGUGAUUGGCGGGCCGCUCGGCAAUCUGCGGCCAGUGGGCGUGGGCGGUGGGCAGGGACCGGGUGGUGGCUCAGUGCAGUGCCCCUCGCCGCAUCCCUCGUCCUCGUCCUCGUCGUCGCAGCUGUCGCCGCAAACCCCCUCGCAGACACCGCCGCGCGGCACACCCACGGUGAUUAUGGGCGAGAGCUGUGGCGUCCGCACCAUGGUCUGGGGCUAUGAACCGCCGCCGCCCAGCCUUCAGCAUCCCGGCCAGCAUCCGCAGCAAUCGCCGCAACAGCAGCAGCAGUCGCAGCAGCAACAGCACCAGCAGCACCAGCAGCAGCAGCAGCAGCAACAGCAGCAGCAAUCGCCGCACCACCAGCAACAGCAUUGCCUCUCCUCGCCCUCGACCGGCUCCCUGACGCCCUCCUCCUCCGGCGGGGGUGGUGGCGGCGGGAAUGGGGGCGUAGGACCUCUGACCCCCUCGUCAGUUACCCCGCAGAAUAACGAAGAGGCCGCCCAGCUGCUGCUGUCCUUGGGCCAGACCCGCAUCCAGGACAUGCGCGCCCGGCCUCAUCCCUUCCGCACACCCCACGCCCUCAACAUGGAGCGCCUGUGGGCCGGAGAUUACUCCCAGCUGCCGCCCGGACAGCUCCAGGCGCUGAACCUCAGCGCCCAGCAACAGCAAUGGGGCAGCUCCAACUCCACGGGCCUGGGCGGUGCAGCGGGUCUGGGGGUGAUUGGUCGUGUGGGUGGUGGUGUGGGUGGUGGUGUGGGUGGUGGUGGUGUUGGUGCCCUGGAGGCGCCGCACGAGCCCACCGACGAGGAUGAGCAGCCGCUCGUGUGCAUGAUUUGCGAGGACAAGGCCACCGGUCUCCACUACGGCAUCAUAACAUGCGAGGGGUGCAAGGGCUUCUUCAAGCGGACGGUGCAGAACCGGAGGGUCUACACCUGCGUGGCGGAUGGCACCUGCGAGAUAACCAAAGCACAGCGCAACCGUUGUCAGUAUUGUCGUUUUAAGAAGUGCAUCGAGCAGGGCAUGGUGCUGCAGGCCGUUCGCGAGGAUCGUAUGCCGGGCGGUCGGAACAGCGGCGCCGUCUACAACCUCUACAAGGUCAAGUACAAGAAGCACAAGAAGACCAACCAGAAGCAGCAGCAGCAGCAGGCGGCCCAACAGCAGCAACAGGCUGCCGCCCAGCAGCAGCAGCAGCAGCACCAGCAACAGCAGCAGCAUCAGCAACACCAGCAACUGCAGCAGCAACAGCAUCCGCAACUGCACUCGCCGCUGCAUCAUCACUCGCACCACCCGUCGCACCACCCGCAACAGCAACACCAUCCGCAACUGUCGCCGCAUCAUCUGUUGUCGCCGCAGCAGCAGCAACUGGCCGCCGCUGUGGCAGCAGCCGCCCAGCACCAGCAGCAGCAACAGCAACUGCAGCAGCAGCAGCAGGCCAAGAUGGUUGACAUGAAACCGAUGUUCUUGGGCCCAGUUCUCAAGACAGAGGUCCUGCAAGCGCCCAUGCACAGUCCUGCCCAGCACCAGCAGCAGCAGCAGCAGCAGCAUCAGCAGCAACAGCAGCAGCAGGCGCAGCAGCAACUGAUGAGCUCCCCGCACCAGCAACAGCAACAGCAACAGAACCACCAAUCCGGAGCAUCUGGAAAUGGCAAUGGUGCUGGUGGUGGCGGAGGAGGAGGAGGUGGUGGCGCCCAGUUGCCGCCACAUCUGAUGAACGGAACGAUCCUGAAAACAGCUCUGACCAAUCCCAGCGAGAUAGUCCAUCUGCGACACCGGCUGGACUCGGCGGUUAGCUCCUCGAAGGAUCGCCAGAUCUCUUACGAGCACGCCCUCUCCAUGAUCCAGACCCUGAUAGACUGCGACGCCAUGGAGGAUAUCGCCACGCUGCCGCACUUCAGUGAGUUCCUCGAGGACAAGUCCGAGAUUAGCGAAAAGCUGUGCAACAUCGGUGACUCCAUCGUCCACAAGCUGGUGUCCUGGACGAAGAAGCUACCGUUCUAUCUGGAGAUUCCCGUCGAGAUCCAUACCAAGCUGUUGACGGACAAGUGGCACGAGAUCCUGAUCCUGACUACGGCCGCCUAUCAGGCGUUGCACGGCAAGCGGAGAGGGGGUGGAGAUUCAGCUGGAAGUAGGCAUGGUUCUCCGGCGAAUACGCCUAUGGCCACGCCCACAGCCACACCCAUGCAAUCACCCGCCCAACCGUUGCACAAGGACGAUCCGGAGUUCGUCAGUGAGGUGAACUCGCAUCUGAGUACGUUGCAAACAUGCCUGACGACCCUGAUGGGCCAGCCGAUCGCCAUGGAGCAACUGAAGCUGGACGUGGGUCAUAUGGUGGACAAGAUGACCCAGAUCACGAUCAUGUUCCGGCGCAUUAAGCUCAAGAUGGAGGAGUAUGUGUGCCUGAAGGUCUAUAUCCUGCUGAACAAAGCAGAAGUGGAACUGGAGAGCAUCCAGGAGCGGUAUGUCCAGGUGCUGCGCUCCUACCUGCAGAACUCCUCGCCCCAGAAUCCCCAGGCGAGGCUCAGUGAGCUUCUCUCCCACAUACCAGAGAUCCAAGCGGCUGCCAGUUUGCUCCUCGAAAGUAAGAUGUUCUAUGUGCCCUUCGUGCUCAACUCGGCGAGCAUAAGGUAGCAGAUGCUUGAGCACGGCCUGCUGCCCCACCAGCCACCCCCCAUUCCCGGAGGAGCUGGUGGAGGAGCAGCAGCAACACCAUCACCACAAACACCACCACCACCACCACCACCACCAGCAACACACCAACAACUGGGAUCUGUCCACAAUCCAAUAUCGCUAACAAUACCACAUCGCAGGAUCCGACAGCAGCAGCAGCAGCAGCAGCAGCUGGCACAGAAGCUGCCAAAGAUUAAGAUCGAGAUUGGAGCGCAGGAUCAGAGCCUUAAGAGGGAGGAGGAGCAACAGGAGCAGGAGCUAGUGGAGGAGCAGCAGCAGCCGACCUCCAGAUCCACGUCCAUUUUAAAGACUUCGCUGCUGAGUGGAGCGGCGGCCACAUUGGCGACUCUAACAGCGGCUGCUGAGCAGAUAGCCAGAGAUACUGCCAGGGAUUACUCGCAGAGUAGUGGUAGCAACAUGGCAGGAUCAGGUGGGGUAGGAGGAGGUGCCACAACGGGCGGCAGCAACAGCCACAGUUUAGAAGAGAGCAAAAGACUUGACCAUCAACAGCAGCAACAGCAACAGCAACAGCAACAAUAUACAUCCAUACUACACACGGCCUUAAUGUCGCAACGUUCAAUGCCACCUGCAACAACAACAUCAACAACUGUUGCAACAACAACCAUAAGCAACAACAAUAAGACAGUGGCCACCACAUCGCCCACACCUGCCCAUGUGCUGAAAACAGCAGUUACUUUAGCCAGCCUAAGUGAGAUAGCCACUGCCCGCCAGCAGCAACAGCAACAGCAACAGAAGUUGCUACUGCAACAGCAGCAACAGCAACAACAGCAACAGCAGCAGCAACAACAGCAACAGCAACAGCAGCAGCAACUGAAACUGCCACGAAGGAUUAUCAAUUUUAGCAGCAAUAGUAGAGUGGUUGUUGCAGGAACAGGAUCUGGAGCGGGGGUGGUGGGCAUGGCAACGGGGGGAGGAGCAACCCAUACAGAAACCCAUAUCCUGAAUCGCCAUCGUCAGAAUCAGAAUCAUAAUCAGAAUCAGAAUCAGAAUCCGAUGGCGAAUGUGGCCGGCGGCAGGACAACGUCGUUGCGUUUGCUUAACGGCAACUGUACAGGCCGACUGUUGCAGGCAACAGGUAGAGCAACAUCAGCAACAACAUUAGCAACAUUAGCAACACCGGCAACACCAGCAACAGUAGCAACACGUACAGUAGCAACAGUAGCAACAACGACCACUGGAGGCAAUACAUGCAACAUGCAGACACAGACCGAUGAUGACGAUGAGGAUGAUGGCGAUGCCAUGUCCUUGAAUGUCAUACCACAAAACACCACUGCCACAGUUAGUGCCACAACAACUGCCACUGCCACAGUUACUGCCACAGCCACAACCAACACCACAAUACUGAAUGCAUUAUCAAAAUCAUCCAAAACAUUUAAAACAUCAUCAUCAAUUUCAUUUGCAACAACAGCAACCUUGCAACAUCAGCAGCAGCAACAGCAACAGCAACAGCAGCAGCAGCAACCACAAUGGACUGGAGCAACAGGAGUUGCAACCACAAUACACCAGCAAUCACUGCCACAACAACAACAACAAAAACAAUUAUCUAUAAAAACAACAACAACAACAACAAGCAGAACCAACAGAACAGCAACAACACAACAACAACAACAACAUAACAAUUUAAAUAUUAUUAAUAAUAUUAAUAAUAAUAAUAAUUAUAUAGAACAUGGCACUGCCACCACUACUACUCUCACUGUCACUGCCACUGCCACGCCCUCCACUGUAACUGUAACUGCCACGCCCAUACCCACAACCCUAACAACAACAACAACAACGCCCAACCACGCCCCCCCAGCAACCUCAGCUUCUGUUACUGUAGUUGUGUUCAAAACAAUGUUACCUGAUGACUGAAUUAUUUUAGAAUCGUACACGUAGAGCAUGUUUUUUUUAUUAUAUAUUCAUAUAAUAAUAAUGAUAAUGAAUUAAUUAACUAAUUAAUUAAUUAAUUAAUUGAAUUAAUUACAAUUAUUAAUUACGGACUAUGAUUACACAUAAAAACAAACAAAAAAACAAAAAAGAUAGUAAGAAUGAAAGGAAAACCUAUUAUGGAUUCUAACUAUUAACUAUUCAUUAUCGAUUAUUACUAUUAUGAUUAUUAUUAUUAUUAUUAUUAAUAGAAUUAUUGAUUAAUUAUGAAAUUAUGAAUUAUUAUUAAUAUUUGCUACAUGAAUAAUGUACACCGUAAUUGAUGUAUUUUAGUUUUUUUUUUUUUUAUCCAAAAAGAAAUUGUUUCUUGAAUUCCUGUCUCCCAUUUUAUAAAAAAAAAAAAACACACACACACAUACACACUCAUUCGCAUUGAUCCUCAACCACCCACACCCACACACACACAUACAUAUAUAUAUAUAUAUUGAAAUUAAGCAUGUAAUCAUAUAUAUAUAUAUUAUUAUUUUUUUUAUGUAACUGUUUGUGUUUUUUGGGAACGACUUUUCAAGUUCUGAAACGAAACAGGAAAUGGAUGAAACGAGAGAGUAACGAGAGAGUAACGAAUAUGUAACGAGUAUGUAAACGAGUAUGUAAACGAGUAGGUAACGAGUAGGUAAUGUUUAAAGAAAGAGAGAAAGAAAAAGAUAAAAGAAAAGAAAAAGUAGCCACAAUGCCACACACACAGACACACACAUACAGCUAAUAAGCAAGUAUAUAUUGUCAGUUAUCUAUUUUAUCGAAAAUAUUAUUUUCUUUUUUUUUUUUUUGCUAUUUUUUUAAUCAAUGUAAAUUAUAGGAAUAAAAAAAAUAUAUACAAAAACACAUACACACACACAUAUAAAUGUAGAAAAAGAAAGAGAGCGAGAUGUAAUGUGUGUGAAAGUGAGAGGGCAUUAGAAAGAGAGGGCAUCAAUUGUAGAGUCAACGAGUCCGUGUAGCUAGAGUUUAGUGAGUAGUAGGAAUUAAUUAUGAGAAGCGGUAAGCGGAAACGGAAGUGGAAGCGGUAAGCGGAAGCGGAAGCGGAAGCGGAAACGGAAACACACAUACACGGAAGUAGGCUGGACUGACACAUUAAACAUAUAUACAUAUAUUUUUUUUGUUUUUUUUUUGUUCGUUUUGGCUCGCCACUCUUGCAGAUUACUGUUAGUUAACAAAUAAAAAAUGAAACUAGCCCCUCUACACCCCACAUCCCACACCCCCCACACACACAUGUUAUAUACAAACACACACACACAUACAUACAUGCUAGACUUUAUAUAUAUAUAUGUGUUAGGGAAUUAAAGAAUUUCCCAAUCAAAAAAAAAAAAAAGAAAAGAAACUGCAUCUUAUACUGAAUACUGACUCACAAGCAUUUGCCCGUUAAUUAAUAUAUAUAUUAUAUUAUAUUAUAUUAUAUUGUAUAUCCCGAGGAUCUGAGAGGGGACGGAGGGAGGAGGGGUAAUGGGGUGGCAUACACACACACACACCCAUACACAUGAAACACAUACAUACAUGCAUAACACCCUCUAUACCUAAGUUAAGAAAAGCAUAAUCACGAUUCUACAUUUAGGAUUUACCAAUGUAUGUAAAACACAAAAAAAAACAAAAACAAAAAACCACACACAUAAAAAAACCACAUAACUCUAGUUCUAAUUAUGAAUAUUAUUUUUUUUUUAAAUAUAUUAUAUAUAUAUAUAUAUACAGAUACUACACAUAAAAUUACGCAUAGUACAUACAAACCAGAGAGAAAGUUUAAGAGAAAAUGAGAAGAGAAGAAGAAAGAAGCAACAAGCAAACAGAAGAAAGCGAAUGAGAGAGAGAGAAAAGAAAUAAGAAAAACAAAAAAAACAAAGAUAAGAAAUGAAAGGAUUAUUUUUUUUUUAAUUAUUGUAUAACCCGGAUAAUACGAUGUAUCGUAAUCGUGUCGCCGUACUACGUUUUAUUUUGUAAAUGUAUUAAUUUUGUUGAUUUUUUUGCUGUCUGUAUACAUUUUUUUAACAACAUUUUUGAAUAAAUGUAAUUCUUGAAUAUG